Molecule: messenger RNA, 1776 nt
Organism: Desarmillaria tabescens
Lineage: Eukaryota; Fungi; Basidiomycota; Agaricomycetes; Agaricales; Physalacriaceae
Exons: 3
Coding region: 157-1611 (484 amino acids)
Cellular component (GO): nucleolus
Molecular function (GO): nucleic acid binding
Source: RefSeq, a predicted model, not a curated record
GGGAUGGCCAUGGAUGGAAUAAUAUAAUUUACCGAGAAUUCUCCCGCGGCCGACGUUUCUUGCUUACCUCAUCAUCUAAAAAAUUUCAAGCGUCGAUCCCUUCCUCCAUCACUGUUUCAAUUUAGGCCAAUAUAUUUUCUCCUUCAGCACACGACCAUGGGUCUCUCAGGGCGCAAAGUUAAACAACGAAUUUCUGCCGACCCACGAAAUCUUUCUUGGGCGGAUGAUGCCUCAAAGUUCGGCGCGACUUAUCUCUCCAAAUUCGGCUGGUCAUCCUCACAGGGCCUUGGCGUGUCAGGUGAGGGGAGAACAUCUCAUAUCAAGGUGUCGCAGAAACUCGACAUGAUGGGAAUUGGCGCCGCCCACCAGAAAGACCCCAAUGGCAUUGCGUGGAAGCAGAAUAAGGACUUUGAAAAUGUCCUGAUGAGACUCAAUGCCUCACAGGGAAGUGUUGAGGUUGUUGAAGAGCAGUUUGCGCUCGGUGGCCAAUUUAUUUCAGAGACCAAGAUUGCAGACGACGGCGGUACCGACGAGAAGGAGACGAAGAAGAAGGAAAAGAAAGAGAAAAAGAGGAAGCGAGAGGAGAAGGGCAACGAGGAGGGCAAGAAGAAGACGAAGAAGACAAAACUGCACGAGGCAGAGUCCAGUGAUGUAGUAGAGGAGUCUGUCGUCCCUGCUGCGAAGCCUCAGACUCAACGUGCCCUUCCUCGCCAUAGAGCUCACCGCGCCCGUGCUAUCGCAGCCAAAAACCGCGCCACCACCUCCGAUGCAGCCAUGUCAGAGAUUCUCGGGAUAUCUCAGUCUGCUACGCCCCAACCUUCAACGCCGGCAGAAACAGAGGAACUACCGACUCUAGAAACGUUAACGGUUUCAACCAAAAGUGUAGCGGAUUACUUCAAAGAGCGGCUACUUUCAAAAUCUGGCAAAUCUACCCCUGCAGAAAGGAUCGACGAAGAGAAUGAAGCGUCUCUUGGAGGUAUUGGAUCAGGCUCGUCCAGAGCUGGUAAAUCCACCCCUGCAGAACUGGAAUCGUCGAGCCGGACCGACGAUGACGACCUCCCUCGUGGAGGUAUCGGAUCAUUCAACGCUCAACGUACCUCCGGCGGCGAUGAUGCCCCACCACGCAUCGGCAUUGGCAUGUCGAAAUUCUCCUCAUUGAUAUCUUCUUCAUUCCUCGCCGCCACAUCAACAUCAAUGCUAUCAUCAACGCCUCUCGAUGGUGAUGGAGAGGCCCAGUCAGAGUCCAUGCGCACCGUCAAGGAAAAGAAGCGGAAGGACAAGCAGGAUAAGCAAGAUGGGGAUAAAAAGGGAGUUCGCAAAAUGGAGAUGCAGUCAGAAGGUGAUGAUGACAAGAAGGCGGAGAAGAAAAGGCGGAAGGAGGCGAAGAAGAGAAAGCAGGAGGAGCAGGAGGGAGAUGUCGGUCCGACUCUCGACGCUGCUGAGUCGGCUGACAAGAAAUCGGAGAAGAAAAGGCGGAAACAGACGAAGGAGGAACUGGAAGACGGCGGCCCGGCUCCCGAAAACGGACCUGAGGUAAAGUUGAGCAAGGAAGAGCGCAAGCGAGAGAAGAAGGAGAAGAAACGACGCAAGCUAGAAUCACAGACAUCUUAAUAUUUCAUAAACAGGCAUACGGUAUACCCCAAGAAUAGACAUGUAUCGAACUGCAUGGCACUUGAAGUAAUAAUAGACGACUGACGGUUAAAACUUUGUAUUUUCACAGACGCCAAGGCGAACUUAUCCUUUCGAAUACAAGAUGAUCGCGAAGUCCGAAUCCUC